Aspergillus tanneri is the source of this 975-nucleotide messenger RNA. Its product is annotated as sulfurtransferase. Gene Ontology annotation, molecular function: thiosulfate-cyanide sulfurtransferase activity. Gene Ontology annotation, biological process: transsulfuration. The coding region runs from base 1 to 975 and encodes 324 amino acids. Lineage: Eukaryota; Fungi; Ascomycota; Eurotiomycetes; Eurotiales; Aspergillaceae. Gene Ontology annotation, cellular component: mitochondrion. The transcript is spliced from 2 exons. The record is from RefSeq and is a predicted model, not a curated record.
AUGUCAGUCUCCCGGCAGGUACGACAACAAAGCCAAAGUCGCCAGGUCUCCUUUUCUUCAUAUUUGGUCUCACCAAAAGAGUUAAAUGAAGCCCUGAAGAAGAAUCCGCCUACGAAAAUCUCGACCUCUCCUCGUGUCGUUCCUCUUUGUGCAGCCUGGUUCAUGCCAAAUGAUCCCGAUGGCCGUAAAGGAAUUGACGUCUUUCUAAAACACCAUAUCCCUCAAGCUCGCUUCUUUGAUCUGGACGCUAUCAAAGAUGCUGAGUCUCCUUACCCGCAUAUGCUUCCUACCGCCGAGACGUUCGCUGAUGCAAUGAUUAAACUUGGCAUCCGGAGAGACGACGAGGUCGUGGUUUAUGAUACUGAAGAACUUGGUAUAUUUAGUGCGCCUCGAGUGGGAUGGACUUUUAGAGUGUUUGGCCAUCCUAAGGUCCACGUUCUGAAUAAUUACAAGUUGUGGGUUCGUGAUGGAUAUCCGACUGAGACCGGGCAGCCUCAACAUGUUGAAAAAACCAACUAUCCGGUGCCCAGUUACGACUCUAAGCUGGUGAUUCCCUUCCUGGAGCUAAAGGAGAUUGCCAAAGAGCACAGGAAAGAAGGUGCUAAAGAGGUAGAAAUCUUGGAUGCUCGAUCCUAUGGCCGCUGGGCAGGAACCGAUCCUGAACCGCGCCCGGGACUGUCUUCGGGACAUAUUCCUGGCUCCAAAAGCCUACCAUUUCACGAGUUACUGGAUCCUGAGACAAAGACUCUUCGCCCUGGGCCCGAAUUACAUAAGAUCUUUGAAGAUCGAGACGUCGAUGCCUCCAAGUCAAUUAUCAGCUCUUGUGGCACUGGCGUUACUGCCAGCAUUAUCGAAACUGCGUUAGGUGAAGCAGAAUAUGGGGACCCCAAUAUCCGAAGAGUAUAUGAUGGAAGUUGGACAGAGUGGGCACAGCGCGUCAAGCCGUCCGAUGGCCUGAUUAAGAAGGCAAACUAA